Larimichthys crocea (large yellow croaker) is the source of this 2157-nucleotide messenger RNA. RefSeq lists its product as uncharacterized. Gene Ontology annotation, biological process: DNA integration. Gene Ontology annotation, molecular function: nucleic acid binding. The record is from RefSeq and is a predicted model, not a curated record. NCBI's taxonomy places the organism in Eukaryota, Metazoa, Chordata, Actinopteri, Sciaenidae.
AUGAUGAGUGAUAAGGAGAAAGACAAGAGGCUGAGGGAGAUAAAGGAGAGACUAGAGGGGUUAGUGCAGAUAAAAGGCAGAAAGCUGCCUGACACAGAUGCAUUAGGACCCUGGUUAUGGGAGAAGGAGCGGGAGUGUAUAGUUAAGAGAGAUGAGGCCAAGAAACACGAAAACAAAAACAAUAUUCUGACCACUCCCACUGUGCCGGUGCCCAACUCCUAUGUGACCUUGGCAAGUAUUCAUCCAGAUCAGAGUUGGUUCACAUGUAUUGACCUUGCUAAUGCAUUUUUCUGUGUCCCUUUGGCAGAGGACUGCAGAGACAUCUUUUCCUUCACAUAUCGUGGACACCAACUACGCUACACAUGACUACCACAAGGUUUUGCUCUCUCCCCAGGCAUUUUCAAUCAGAUUCUCAGACAGAGUUUGGCUGACUGUGCAUUGCCCGAGAAUGUAACCCUCAUUCAAUAUGUGGAUGACUUAUUGUUGGCAGCACCCUCAGCCUCAGCCUCUCUGGAGGCCACAUGUUCUGUCUUAGCUCACCUGGCAGAUAAGGGGUUCAAGGUCAGUAAAACCAAAUUACAGGUAGCCAGAAGACAGGUUUCCUUCUUAGAAGGGAUGAUCUCUCAAAAGGGGGCUAGCAUGUCCCCUGAACACAGGUCUACUAUUCUCCAUCAUCCCAAACCGUUAAAGGUGAAGGAUAUGCUCUCUUUCCUAUGAUUGACUGGCUACAGUAGAAAUUACAUCCCUAAUUAUACAGGACAGACUAAACCACUAUGCGACUUGGUGAAGGAUCAGGGCAUGCGCAACCUUAACGCUGCCCUGGACUGGAGCCAAGAAGCUGAAUUGGCCUUCAUAAUGCUCAAACAAUUUUCAGCUACUGCUGCAGAACUGGCCAUCCCCGACUACAGCCUGCCAUUCUAUCUAGAUCUCUCUGGAACAGAAAACGUGGUUAACGGCAUUCUGUUCCAGAGAAAAGAGGGAGUAAGAGUGAUACUGAGGUACAUUAGCGUCAUGCUCGAUAACAUGGAAAAAAGACACCCACGAUGCACACAACAUGCGGCAGGGCUAAAGCCUCUCCACAAGAAAAGACAAGAGGAGAAAGCUAGAUUUUGGAGAGGACCAGAUGGUCAGCCUAUUAUUUCCCCAGAGGUAAGGCAAACAGCUUUGGAGGAGGCACAUGGAGUGGGACAUGUAGGGGUGGUUCCAAUGAUGAGAAAUCUGGCAAAUUGGUGGCAUCCUUUUUUGAAAGACAUGGCCCAACACUGGGUAAAGACAUGUGAAAUUUGCCCAAAAUUCAACACCAGACCGACCAUCAGACCAGAGGUAGGUAAGUAUCCUCUUGAGGCAAAGGCAGGGAGAGAGAUUAUCAUAGACUACACAGAUAUGAUAAACUCAGUCAGAGGGUACAGGUAUGUGUUAAUGAGUGUGGAUGCGUAUACCAGAUGGCCCGAAGGGAAGGAGGACAUUAAAUUCCUGGUGAAUCAGUACAUCCCAAGAUAUGGGUUCCCUGAAAAGAUCCGAUCAGACUUCGGGACUCAUUUCAAAAUCCAGGACUUGCGAGAUGUGGAGAAAAUGUUGGGUUUGAAACACUCUUUUGGUACAGUUUACCACCCUCAAUCAAAGGGCAAGGUGAAGAGAAUGAAUCAAACAGUAAAAAACAAAUUGGCUAAAAUCUGUGCACAGACAAAAAUGAAUUGGGAGUUGGAUGCUCUGCUGUUAGCCCUGAUGUCAAUUAGAAGCUCUGUUAACCAGACCACAGGUUUCACCCUUCAUGAUCUUCAAAUGGAAGGGGCUUUCCCCGGCCCAAAUUCAAAGUUGCCAGGAAUGCAAGGUGAUGAUCAAAAUCUAACCCAUAAAGCAUAUUUCCGUGAAUUGCAAGCUCUUCAGGCAGCUCCAUACAAAGCAGCGUGGGUCCUCCUGCGGGUCAUCAAACGCAAGUGGUCAGAGCCAAGGUGGAUGGGACCCUUCCAGGUCUCUGAACGAACCUCACACGCUGUACGCCUGAAAGGUAAAGGAGACACCUGGUUCCACUGGAGCCAGUGUGAAGCAGCAGAAGAGCCUCAACGCUCCCUAACCGAGGUCCAGAAGGAUCUCCAAGCUAAAAACACAGAGCCGGCUGGUUCGGAGAAAAGUCCAUCAACAAAAGGGGCAGAAUAA